Molecule: messenger RNA, 555 nt
Organism: Schistosoma curassoni
Lineage: Eukaryota; Metazoa; Platyhelminthes; Trematoda; Strigeidida; Schistosomatidae
Source: the annotation of a GenBank genome assembly
AUGACAGAAUUAAAUGAACCAUUUAAUAAAUUAAAACAAUUCAAUAAUUCAGAUAUUUCAUUAUCAAAUGUGAAUUCUGAUCAAAAAUCAAUGAAUCAAAUUGAACAAUUAUUAUGUCAAGUUUUAAAUGAAAAUUCUCUUUUAAGAGAAAAAAAUGAAGAGUUAAACGAAAUGAUUUUUAAUAAUGAAGAUCAUUCAAAAAUCUGUGUUUAUUCAAUGCACAACGUAUACCAUCGUCAGAGUCAUUUCACAUAUCUUAAAACAACUGAUGAAUUAAACAGUUAUAAACGACCACCUGGACCACCAGGUCAACCCGGUACGCCAGGUGAACGAGGACCUCAAGGUGAAACAGGACCACAAGGACCACCUGGUCUACGUGGAUUAAUUGGUCUUCAAGGUCCAAAAGGUCCCCCUGGUCCAAUCGGACCACCUGGAAAAGAUUCUCCACCCCAUACAUGUAAUGUAUUAUGUGAAAAAGAAAGUUAUCGAUAUGGUAAAGAAGAAUCAGGAAAUCAAAUAGAAAACUAUUGUGUGAGUAGAUCUAGUUCAGGUUAA